Molecule: messenger RNA, 1947 nt
Organism: Trichoplusia ni (cabbage looper)
Lineage: Eukaryota; Metazoa; Arthropoda; Insecta; Lepidoptera; Noctuidae
Gene: MED19
Product: mediator of RNA polymerase II transcription subunit 19
Exons: 3
Coding region: 118-831 (237 amino acids)
Biological process (GO): positive regulation of transcription by RNA polymerase II
Cellular component (GO): mediator complex
Molecular function (GO): transcription coregulator activity; transcription factor binding
Source: RefSeq, a predicted model, not a curated record
UUUUUUUUUUGCAAAUUUGUCAAAAGGCUCUUCGAAGUGAGGGUGUUAAGUUUUUAUCGUUUUCUUUAGUGAGAUUUAUUUUCUUUACGUUUGUUAUGUAGACAAUGCAGAUUCAAGAUGAUGUCUGAUCAGUUUAGAAAAGUAGAACCAUAUUCCCCGAAGUCCUCGCCGCGAGGCGCGAGGUCACCAGUGGUUUCUCGCCAGGACUCCUCUGGAACACUCAAAACUACUAUCUCACUGGGCAAGAAUCCGUCUAUAGUGCACAGUGGACCUUUCUAUUUGAUGAAAGAACCGCCAGGAGAAUGUGAACUCACAGGGGCAACAAAUUUAAUGGCUUAUUAUGGGCUUGAGCACUCAUAUAGUAAAUUCAAUGGGAAAAAACUAAAAGAAUCCCUAUCAUCCUUCCUUCCUAAUCUCCCUGGCAUCCUAGAUGGGCCUGGACAAGAAGAUAAUAGUACCUUAGGGUCAGUGAUAGCUAAAAGGCCUAUUGGUGGUAAGGAACUGUUGCCUCUGAGUAGUGCCCAGCUGGCUGGUUUUCGGCUGCAUCCAGGCCCACUGCCUGAACAGUACCGCUAUGUAAGUGCAACCCCACCAAAGCGACAUAAGACCAAACACAAGAAACAUAAGCAUAAGGAUGGAGUUCCUGCAGGACAAGAGACUCCUCUGCAAGAUUCCUCAAACCCAGACACAUAUGAGAAGAAACACAAAAAGCAGAAACGUCACGAUGAUGACAAGGAACGUAAGAAACGGAAAAAGGAGAAAAAGAGGAAAAAGCAAAAACACAGUCCCGAGCAUGGAGGCCUCACACCUAGCCAGCACCCUUUACCAUAAGCUAGACUACUGUAGCAUGUAAGUUGAAGCUAUUGAGCCCAAAGAGACUGCACCAUAGUUUGUCAUGUAAACAACACUUGACUAGGUUUGCUCCAGGUAUUCAUUGUUUGAGUAGUAAAAUGUCACCCUAUUUAUACUUGUAUUAAGACUGUAUUAACUGAAUAUGGUGAAUAUUUGGACAGCCUGGUAAAGUGGCAGUAAAUCAGUUACAUUGUGCUACAACCAAAUAUGGUUACAAUCUACUCACAAAUGUUUUCACUUUCAUUCAAUUUUAAAUUAAAUCAUGUAGAGACAGGUGUUGUAAAUAAAACCUGCUUUUGAUUAAACUUUCAUCUGUCCACACUUAGCCUUGAAUGAGUCUCACUUAUGGCUCUUGAUAUUUACAGCCAAAUUGUAAGAGAUGGUAGACUUGAUAACUAAGUGAUUGGGUUCAUAGAUAGCAUAAAAUGGAGUGAUUGCAUAAAUUCCGAAUAUAAUGACUGAAAUGUUAGAAGUGCUUAAUAUUUGUAAAAGAUAAAUGGUGAUGGAUGAUAGGUUUGAGGAGAAGUGUUUUAUAUUCUGGAAUUAAUAACUUUAUUUAUUUGUUAUUAUCUCAUUAUGCUGUAGUAUAAAUUAUGUCAAUAAAUACUUUUACUCAAUUAUUUUAUGUAAGUUGUUAGAUCUAGUGAGUGAUUAAGAAUCAGUUUUUAUUGUUACUUGAAUCUUGUUUUUCAAAACAGAUGCCAUUGCAAGCAUAUUAUAGUAUGGAAAGGCUUUCUUAUGAGAAAUAUAUGGCUCCUUUAAUUGAUAUGUGCACUAGCAACACUUAUACUUAAUUCUCAAUGUUAUUGGGGUAAACAAUAUGAAACAAGUGUGUUCAUAAUUAUAUCUCUAGUAGUUCAAUCCAUCUUUGCAUAAAUCUUGUCAUCUCUUUGGGCUUGACUCUUAUGAAACUAAGUAUUAAGUAAUAUAAUACAGUAAUUAAUAUUUCUUUUUUACCAUUUUGUUAGUUUUCUUUCUAUAUCUCCAGGAUACCCGAGGGCCAGAUACAUUGUAAAUAUACAUUCAUCAUUAUUGUUUUAUUUUAUGAAUAAGAAGUACCAUUCUCAUAGACGUAAUAAAUUUGAUAGAACGUUA